Messenger RNA from Colletotrichum higginsianum IMI 349063, 3507 nucleotides. Its product is annotated as Heavy metal translocating P-type ATPase. NCBI's taxonomy places the organism in Eukaryota, Fungi, Ascomycota, Sordariomycetes, Glomerellales, Glomerellaceae. Gene Ontology annotation, molecular function: ATP binding; ATP hydrolysis activity; copper ion binding. Gene Ontology annotation, cellular component: membrane. The record is from RefSeq and is a predicted model, not a curated record. The coding region runs from base 1 to 3507 and encodes 1168 amino acids. The transcript is spliced from 2 exons. Gene Ontology annotation, biological process: copper ion homeostasis; monoatomic cation transport.
AUGGCUCCUCCGGCCAUCAGAGUACCCGCGAAAAACGAGGGCGGCGGGCCGACCGCCACCCUCGCUACUCCCACCGCAACCCAGUGGGCGACGACGACCCUCAAAGUCGGAGGCAUGACAUGUGGUGCAUGUACUUCCGCAGUCGAGUCGGGCUUUCGCGGUGUAGACGGGGUGGGAAGCAUCUCCGUCAGUCUGGUCAUGGAGCGCGCUGUCGUCAUGCAUAACCCCGAAGUCGUCUCUGCUGAGAAGAUUGCCGACAUUAUCGAAGACCGAGGCUUUGAUGCCGAGGUCUUGUCCACCGAUCUGCCCUCGCCCAUGUUCCCAACAAGCCAGGAUCUGUUUGACGCAGAGGAGGGUGCCGGAUUUAUGACAACAACCAUUGCAGUUGAAGGAAUGACAUGCGGCGCAUGCACAUCUGCUGUGGAAGGAGGCUUCAAAGACGUACCGGGUGUAAAGAACUUCAGCAUUUCUCUACUGUCUGAAAGAGCCGUUGUGGAGCAUGACCCGUCACUGCUCACGGCCGAACAGAUCGCGGAAAUCAUCGAGGAUCGAGGCUUUGGCGCCGAGAUCGUGGACAGCGAAUGCGCACAGCAGGAGAAGCCCAGAGCCAGCAGCAACCCCACGAGCUCCAUCGCCACCACAACAGUCGCCAUUGAGGGUAUGACAUGCGGCGCCUGUACCUCGGCCGUUGAGGGAGGCUUUAAGGAGGUCGAUGGUGUUGUCCGUUUCAACAUCAGUUUACUGGCUGAGCGCGCUGUCAUCACUCACGACACGACGAAGCUCCCCGCGGACAAGAUUGCCGAGAUUAUUGAGGACAGGGGCUUUGGCGCAGAGAUUCUAUCGACUGCGUUCGAAGCGUCUACACAGGGCAGUGGUGCCUCCUCUACCGCGCAGUUCAAGAUUUACGGAAACCCGGACGCCACUACGGCCAUGGCUCUGGAAGCAAAGCUUCUGACCAUUCCCGGCAUCAACUCCGCUAAACUCAGUUUGGCCACCUCCAGAUUGACCGUCGCCCACCAGCCCAGCCUCAUUGGCCUGCGAGGGAUCGUCGAGGCUGUCGAGGCGGAGGGUCUCAACGCGUUGGUGUCCGACAACGACGACAACAACGCUCAGCUUGAGUCACUCGCCAAGACCCGUGAAAUCAACGAGUGGCGGAGAGCGUUCAGACUGUCCCUGUCCUUCGCUAUUCCCGUCUUGUUCAUCAGCAUGAUUUUGCCCAUGUGCUUCCCGAGCUUAGACUUUGGCAGCUGGCGCCUGCUUCCCGGCAUUUAUCUUGGCGACGUCAUCUGCCUGGUUCUCACGAUACCCGUCCAAUUCGGUAUUGGAAGGCGGUUCUACAUUUCGGGUUGGAAAUCUAUCAAGCACGGGUCGCCCACCAUGGAUGUCCUCGUCAUCCUCGGCACUUCGUGUGCCUUCUUCUUCAGCAUCAUGGCCAUGCUGGUGUCCUUCUUCUUCCCGCCCCACAACAGGCCCGCCACUAUCUUCGACACCAGCACCAUGCUCAUUACUUUCGUCACUCUCGGCAGAUUCUUGGAGAACCGCGCCAAGGGUCAGACUUCCAGGGCUCUCUCACGUCUCAUGUCCCUUGCCCCGUCCAUGGCCACCAUCUACGCGGACCCCAUUGCCGCCGAAAAGGCUGCCGAGGGUUGGGAGAGCUCGACCGUGUCCGGCGAGGCCAAGACCCCCAGCCGCGACGGAAACGCAGCAGAGGAGAAGGUCAUCCCCACCGAGCUUCUACAAGUCGGAGAUGUUGUCAUUCUCCGCCCCGGAGACAAGAUUCCGGCCGACGGUAUGAUGGUCCGUGGCGAAACCUACGUGGACGAGAGUAUGGUGACUGGCGAAGCCAUGCCCGUCCAGAAGAAGAAGGGAAGCUAUCUCAUCGGCGGCACCGUCAACGGCCACGGGCGUGUCGACUUCCGCGUCACCAGAGCUGGCCGCGACACCCAACUCAGCCAGAUUGUCAAGCUCGUUCAGGACGCCCAGACUACGCGAGCCCCUAUUCAGCGCCUUGCUGACACGCUCGCCGGCUACUUCGUACCCGCCAUUCUCAUUCUCGGUUUCCUAACUUUCCUCGUCUGGAUGGUCCUCAGCCACGCACUCAAGAACCCGCCCAAGAUUUUUACUCAGGAGGCUAGCGGCGGUAAAAUCAUGGUGUGCGUCAAGCUGUGCAUCUCGGUCAUUGUCUUCGCCUGCCCUUGCGCUCUAGGUCUGGCGACCCCCACCGCCGUCAUGGUGGGCACUGGUAUCGGCGCUGAGAACGGAAUCUUGGUCAAGGGUGGAGCUGCUCUGGAGACGACCACCAGAAUCACCCAGAUUGUCCUCGACAAGACCGGCACCAUCACGUACGGCAAGAUGAGCGUGGCCAAGAUGAGCCUCGUCCCAGCCUGGCAGGACAGUGAGUGGCGUCGCCAGCUGUGGUGGCACAUCGUCGGUCUUGCCGAGAUGGGAAGCGAGCACCCGGUGGGCAGAGCCGUGCUCAGUGCCGCCAAAGUGGAGCUUGGCAUCGAAGAAGAGGCCACCAUCGAGGGCAGCGUCGGUGAGUUUAUGGCCGCCGUCGGCAAAGGUAUCAAUGCUCUCGUUGAGCCCGCAACGAGCAACGAGCGAACCCGCUACCGCGUCCUCCUCGGCCACGUUCGCUUCCUGCGUGAGAAUAAUGUCGACGUCCCCGCCGAAGCGGUCGAGGCUUCUGAGCAGCUCAAUGCCGAGGCCAACUCCAGCUCGAAGACCACCUCGACAGGCACCACCAAUAUCUUCGUCGCCGUUGACGGCCAAUACACCGGCCACCUCUGCCUCUCUGAUACUAUCAAGGAGGGCGCCGCCGCGGCUAUUGCCGUUCUUCACCGCUUGAAGAUCAAGACAGCCAUCGUCACUGGUGAUCAACGCUCUACCGCGGUUGCCGUGGCAGCCGCCGUCGGCAUCUCGCCUGACAACGUCUUCGCUGGCGUCUCGCCCGACCAGAAGCAGGCCAUCAUUCAACAGCUCCAGGACCAGGGCGAGGUUGUCGGUAUGGUGGGCGACGGCAUCAACGACUCGCCUGCUCUCGCGACAGCUGAUGUCGGUAUCGCGAUGGCUAGCGGCACGGAUGUCGCCAUGGAGGCGGCCGACGUUGUUCUCAUGCGUCCUACCGACCUCAUGGACAUCCCCGCUGCCCUCCAUCUCGCCCGCUCCAUCUUCAACCGCAUUAAGCUCAAUCUCGCCUGGGCCUGCCUCUACAAUGCCAUCGGCCUGCCAUUCGCCAUGGGCGUCUUCCUCCCCUUCGGCUUCCAUCUUCACCCCAUGGCUGCCGGCGCCGCCAUGGCCUGCAGCAGCGUCAGCGUCGUCGUCAGCAGUCUUCUGCUCAAGUUCUGGACCCGCCCGAGCUACAUGGUCGACCCCUCGACCCGUAACAAGAGCCGCGGCUUUGGCAUCCUUAGUAGGGUCAAGUCCGUCAUCCGUAGGCUCCGGGGCAAGCGGACACAGGAUCAGGGCUACGUCCCGCUCGCCAACAUGGCGGAUCGGGACGAGUAA